GUUGACAAUUUUAGAUGAGAUUUAUUUGUUUUUUCUUUUUUUGUUUUUUCAGCUCAUCAAAAUCAACUGUCCUGGUUUGACAUGAACAAAGUAUCAAUCAUGUUUGCAUUUUUUUUUUUUUAAUGCUCCAAGUUUGAAAAGCAUAUAUGCGUUUAGGUUCAAUGGCUGGUGUUUUUCUUAGAUGUUUAGACAAUUAUUAGAUUGUGUAGAAUUUCUGGCAAUAAAAGCUAGGCAGUUGGAUCUAGAAAUUUAUAUUCAAGUUUUCUCUCUAAUUGGGUCUUGUUUUACUUAAAGUUGUUUGGUUAAGUUUGAUACAAAAAAUUGUUUGGAGAGAAUUCUGAGAAAUAAUUGUUAUAGAUAGAUGAUGUGCCUAAAGUGGGAACUGUAAACAUCAUAUGUAUGUAUGUGUGUGCCUUACAAAAAUGAUGGCCCAUAUCAAAUUGAAGAAAUGUCUGCAUUUGAUGGUAGAGGCUAUGGGUUGCUUUCAGAGUUCUUGGUCCAGCCCAAUUAUUUUAUGUAUAUAAAUUCAAAUUCAUAAUUAGGUGAAAAUGAAGCCAACAUAUUUAUCUAUAAAAAAAAAUGACCGGUAAUAUGUGGACAACUUCUUCUAUUUCUGCUUUACAUAGUGACCUGAAGUAUUUGAUUAAAAUAGUUUGAUUUUGCCGGAAUGUAAUUGUUUUUUUUUUUUUGGCUUUAAGAAAUUGGUGUUUCCAAUGCUAUCAUGUUCUCUAAAUCAGUUUCUGAAUUUUGAUUGCACAGGGAAUUUUUGGCCCUUAUUUUAAAAAUAAUAAUAUACUAAAAGUAGUAACUUUGUUUGCUUGUAAUAUUGGAAAAAGGCUCCACUUGGAAUAUUGAAAUAAGUUUUGUGGUUGGCUAUAAAUUAAAUGGAAAGGCAUGGAUUUUGAUCAUCAUUUUCCCAAAUCCGAGAAAGAAUUAAUUGGCAUAUUUGUUUCGUAGGAAUUAGUUGGCAUAUGCUUAGACAAGUUUGCCGCAUUAGCAUUUUACAUUUGAAAACAAAGGAAGAAAAAUACCAUGGGUGAUGGGUGACUAGUAUUUUGGACAAAAUGUAGUGCCAAAUUAACGUGAACAAAAUUUGAUUCCAAUUUAUUUUAUUUUAUUUUAUUUUUUUAUAAAUAUAUGCAAUAUGUAAUAGGUUUUUUAUAUAUUCCACCUAAUAGUAUAAUAAAAAUCUAUAAAACCUUAAAUCUUAAACCCAAUAAAGUCUACUAUAUUUUGUAAAUCCUGGUGGCAUUUAACUCCCUUCUUUAUACGAUUUUCUCAAUGGAGAUUCAAGCCAUGGAGGGAUGCUAGAAAUCUAUUAGUCCAUAUUAAGAAAAUAGAAGUUGUUAUCAAAUUGUACCCAAUUAAAAUCACUCUUAAGAAGUAGGAAAUAUGAGAGUUAAAGCCAAAAAGAAGAGCAGAUAGUGUUUUUGCUUUCGCUUAGAUAAAAGUGCACUUGAACUAGAUCAAUUGAUAAUAUCAUGAAGUUGAGACUUUGCUAUCUUCAAACAUCAUAUAGUUUGUUUAAAAACUUAAAUCCAUCUUUUAUUUUGACCUUCCAAAUAUAUAUAAUGUUUAUUGUGAAUGCUAAUAUAUAAAUAUAUUAUUUAUGGAAGAUUUUUGUUUGCUGUAUAUAUUCAAUUGUAUUGGCAAUAGCAGCUCAAUUUAUUGUAUGCAUUAUAAUUUUUUUAUUUGUUUUUUUUUUCUUUUUGUAGAGAUGGAUGGAAGAAAAUUAGUUGUGAUCCAAUCUUUUUGUUGGGGCUUUAUGUUUAUCUUCUUUAUGUACAUGUAUGUAGCGUGGCAAAGGAGAAAUGAAAGAGGUGUUAGGAAUAGAAUAACUAGGAAUACCGAAUUGCGUACAUCUUUUAUAGAUAGUUUGUUGGACAAUGAUGUCACUUGUAUUAGUCAAUUGAGGAUGGAUAGGAGAACAUUUGUUAUUUUAUGUCGGUUAUUACGCCAGGAUGGAUAUGUGAAAAGAGAUGGUACCGUUACAUUGGAAGAGCAAGUGUGCAUAUUUUUGCACAUAAUUGCUCAUCAUACAAAAAAUCGUACAAUUAUCAGUCGAUUCUAUAGAUCAGGGGAGACAAUUAGUAGAUAUUUCAAUUCAGUAUUGAAUGGGGUGUUGCGCUUACAUUCCAUUUUGUUGAGGCAUCCUGAACCUGUGUCGGAUAAUUGCUCGGAUGAUAGAUGGAAAAUGUUUAAGAAUUGUUUGGGAGCAUUAGAUGGAACUUAUAUUAAGGUGAAAGUACCUGAAAUCGAUAAGCCAAGAUAUCGAACAAGAAAGGGCGAGAUAGCAACAAAUGUCUUAGGUGUAUGUAACCCGAAUAUGGAAUUUAUAUUUGUAUUACCGGGUUGGGAAGGCUCCGCUUCAGAUUCCAGAGUACUUCGAGAUGCAAUAAGUAGGCCAAAUGGACUAAAAGUACCAACCGGUUGUUAUUACUUAGUGGAUGCUGGUUACACAAAUGGUGAAGGAUUUCUUGCACCAUAUAGGGGAACAAGAUAUCACCUUUCCGAAUGGAGAGAUGGUUGUGCACCCAUAAAUCAUCAAGAGUAUUUCAACAUGAAGCAUGCAUCAGCUAGGAAUAUCAUAGAAAGAUGCUUUGGGGUUCUUAAAAUGCGAUGGGCAAUUUUAAGAAGUCCAUCUUUCUACCCAAUUACAACACAAAUCAAAACCAUUACUGCAUGUUGUCUGAUACAUAAUCUGAUUAGAAGAGAAAUGAUACUCGAUCCUGGAGAAGUUGAAUAUGAUAGGAUGGAAAAUGUAGACAUUAAUGAAGAGGAGGACAUUAUAGGAUCAAUUGCUUCCUCAGAUCGAUGGACGAAUUGGAGAGAUGAGUUAGCUAAUCAAAUGUUUGCAAUGGAAGCUGGAGGUAGCAGCAAUGAUAAUAGGUGGGGUGAAUCUAGGCGUACAUGGAGUAGAGGUGAGGAAGAAGCUUUGCUGGUUCUUUUAGAUGAAGCUGUAGCUAGUGGGCAACGUUGUGACACGGGAGCAUUUAAACCUGGUACACUUAAUAUGAUUGAGCGGAAACUGGCUGAAAUGUGUCCUAACUCGGGAUUGCGAGCAACUCCACAUAUUGAAUCAAAGCUAAAAAAGUGGAAGAAGCAAUACGGCAUCAUAUACGACAUGCUGAACAAAAGUGGAUUUGGAUGGAAUGACACUCUUAAAUGUGUGGAGAUUGACAGUGACGAUGCUUGGAAAGCAUAUGUGCAGAGUAAUCCAAGUGCAAAAAGUUGGAGAGAUAAACCUUUUCCGAUAUAUGAGAGGCUUGCUAAUAUUUUUGGGAAAGAUCGGGCAACAGGACAUGGAGCACAAACUCCAAUUGAUUUAGUUAAUGAUAUAAAUAUGGAGCCUGACAAUGACCAAUUUGAUGAUGUGGGUUCUCCAAUGUCUAUAAAUCAAACACAUAGUCAACUGCCUACACAAUCCCAAUUAAGAGGUAAGAGGAAAGCUCAAUCGAAGGAUGUUGACAUCGUUAGCGGGUUAAACAAUGUAGCAGAUAAGUUUAUUGAUAAAUUGGCUACACAGUUAGACAAGUUGGAGAAGUCUGAUAUCAACUAUCCACAAUACUUAGCUAUGGAGCUUGACAGGUUAGGAUUCCCUAUUACUGACAAUCUCAAAAUCUCUAAGGCAAUGAGAUCGGAUCCAUCGAACGUUGAGGUUUUCAAGAUUAUUAAAACCGAUGCGCAGAAGAUUGAAUUUGCUCGUGGAUUUUUGGAUAACUAAAUUAGUAUUGUUGUGGAUUAUAUAUUUAUGGAUAUGUAUGAGAGGAUGACAACUAUGAACAUUUGGAAUUGAAACUUAUGGACAUAUAUUGUAACGUAUUGAAUGUUAGUUUCUAAUUAUGCAUGUACGGAUAAUUUUAUUAUUAUGUGUUAUGUUUUAGAAUAUUAACAUGCACUUUAUUGAUUUGGUUAGUUGUUA
This is a messenger RNA of Ziziphus jujuba (common jujube), 3922 nucleotides long. RefSeq lists its product as uncharacterized. The record is from RefSeq and is a predicted model, not a curated record. The transcript is spliced from 5 exons. Lineage: Eukaryota; Viridiplantae; Streptophyta; Magnoliopsida; Rosales; Rhamnaceae. Bases 1610 to 3724 code for a protein of 704 amino acids.